AUGGACACCACCUUGUGGACUUUAAAGGUGUUACUGCUAUUUCUGUUUACUGCAGGACACUGUGCAAAAGGCAAGUCACAAAGCCAGAGUGGAACUUCAAUAAGACUCGCUCGUUCUACCGACAAUGUGGAAAAUAAUGAUGGAAAAAGGUGUGGCUACACAUUCUUGGUACCCCAGCAGAAAAUCACUGGGCCAAUAUGCGUCAGUACCAAAGGACCUGGGUCAAAUAAAGACCAGGUGACUAGAAUGGACUUGGAAAAUGUUAAAGACUCUCUAGCUAAGCAAAGGAGAGAGAUGGAGAUGCUACAAGUUCUAGUGGAUGUUGAUGGAAAUAUCGUUAGUGAGGUGAAGUUACUGAGAAAAGAGAGCCGUAACAUGAACUCCCGCGUGACACAGCUUUAUAUGCAGCUGUUACAUGAGAUUAUACGUAAAAGAGAUAAUUCCCUAGAAAUCGCUCAGCUAGAAAACAGGAUUCUUAAUGUAACGGCUGAGAUGCUUAGAGCAGCCACACGGUACAAGGAACUGGAAACAAAAUAUGCCUCCCUUGUUGAUUUGGUCAACAACCAGUCUGCCAUAAUAACACUUUUGGAAGAACAGUGCAUGAGGGUCUUCUCCAGGAGGGAUAGCCAGGGGUCACCACCUCUAGUACAGGUGGUACCACAGCACAUCCCAAACAGUCAACAGUAUACACCUGGACUAGCAGGUGGCAAUGAGAUCCAAAGAGACACAGGAUACCCAAGGGCCAGGGACAGCCGGCAGCCACCGCAAGCCCCAGCGCCGACAGUCAGUCCAUUUCGUGUGCCUCCGGUGACCGUGAUCAAUGAAGGCCCAUUCAGAGACUGCAAGCAUGCCAGAGAAUCAGGAUUUACUAGCAGUGGUAUAUACUUGAUAAAGCCCACCAAUGCCAAUAGUCACAUGCAGCUAUGGUGUGAGAACAAUCUGGACCCUGGAGGCUGGGCAGUGAUACAGAGAAGAAGUGAUGGAUCUGCUAACUUUUUCAGGAACUGGGAGACAUACAAGAAAGGCUUUGGAAACAUUGAUUCAGAAUAUUGGCUGGGAUUAGAGAACAUCUAUCAGCUGACAAACCAGGAUAACUAUAAACUGCUGAUUGAACUGGAAGACUGGAACAAUAAGAAGGUCUAUGCUGAGUACAGCAGCGUCCGUAUAGAGCCAGAGUCUGACUUCUACAGGCUUCGACUUGGGACAUAUCAGGGUAAUGCUGGAGACUCCAUGGUUUGGCACAAUGGCAAGCAGUUUACAACACUGGACAGAGACAGGGACAUGUAUACAGGAAACUGCGCUCACUUCCAUAAAGGAGGAUGGUGGUACAACGCUUGUGCACACGCCAACCUAAACGGUGUUUGGUACAGAGGAGGAGUAUACCGUAGUAAGCAUCAAGAUGGCAUCUAUUGGGCAGAAUAUCGGGGAGGUUCCUAUUCACUCAAAAAGGUCCAGAUGAUGGUAAGACCAAUAGACUGA
Staurois parvus is the source of this 1479-nucleotide messenger RNA. The record is from the annotation of a GenBank genome assembly. NCBI's taxonomy places the organism in Eukaryota, Metazoa, Chordata, Amphibia, Anura, Ranidae.